CGACACAGAGUUACAUCCUACUAUGUUGUCCAACCGAAAAACCAGCAAAGUCUCGAGCAUUUAGCAUUUAAAAUUAUAGCCAUCUGGGGAAAAACCAGACAUGUCCAAAUUGUACAGGGGAAGAAGUAGACAUGUCCCCGCUGAGUCAUGUGGUGUCGAUUCACAUUACUAGGUCAGCCAAUCAGCGUUUAGCUUUGGUAUAACAAUAAAGUGCGUGCAAAAUGGCGGAUUGCUUUGACAGACCAGUUGUGACUGUAACGCCUCGAAAGCGAAAAAUUAAUGGAAGGAAAAAAGAUGCGGCAAAGAUUAAACGCAUAAAAAAUCAAACAACAGGUGAGGAUUGCAAAUGCAGCCGUCUAAAAUGUUUUGAACAGAUAAGUGAAGCUGCAAGACAAUCACUUAUUGAGGGCUUCAACACAUACUCAAGCAAAUACAGCCAAGAUGCUUAUCUGUCUACAAUGGUAGUAGUUCUCCCUGUAAAACAAUGUAGGUGUAGGGAAGGUGCAGACGAAAAUUCUUAUAAACCUAAAGAGAUGAGUGUUAAGUAUGUUGUAAAGGUAUCAACAGGAACAUCAGUGGAACCAGUGGCAGUGUGUGUGAAAGCCUUUUGCUCGCUCUUCGGCAUCACAAAAAACUGUGUAGAAACAGUCCGCAAAGCAAUGUCAUUAACAGGUCAUGCACCACAAGAUGGAAGAGGAAAGCAUAACAACAGGCAACACAAAUUGACAGAUAAAACAGUAACACUGGUGUGUGGCCACAUAUCAUCUUUAUGGGGCAGACACAGUCACUAUGCAAUGGGGGAGACAAGAAAGUUGUAUCUUCCAGAUACCUUGAAUGUCGCCAAAAUGCAUCAGAUGUUUGUGUCAGUUCACCCUGAAACCAAGGUUUGUGUAUGUUUUUAUGUCAGUGACAGUGAAAUAGAGGAUAUUUUGAAGCUACUAUAUGUGCAUGCACGAAUACUAAUUUUUAAUUGCAGCUAAAUUUACAUAUCAAACCCAUCACAGCAUCUGUUGGGUUUGGCUUCUUUUAUUUUAAUUUAAUUUAUUUAUAUUAUCAGGGCAUAUUAUUACAAAAUUUUGCUACGAGCUCGAAAAUGUAAGCUUUUCUAAAAACUCUCAUACCUUGUGUAUAUAUAAAGCACACUACACCAAAUAACUUGAAUUAAUUUAAUUCCUUUAUUUUUAACAUUAUUUAAAGAUUACUUACAAAUAAAUUAGAUAUAAUAAAUUUUGAUUAGAUAUUUUAAAGACUAUUAAUGACACAAUGAAUGUAAUAAUUUAUAAAAAUAAAUCAAAGUUGACAAUCUAGAAUCUUCUAACACUGAUCAGAUAACUCAAAUUCUUCUUCUAUUGCCUCGUUUUAGAAAUUCAACACCUUUUUUUUCAAAGCUAUAUAUGAUAAUGUGAUAUUAUUUUUUUUUUCUUUAUUUACUUUUUCUUUUUUUUUUCGCAGAUUAGCUAUGAAUCCUACAGGACACUGUUUAACACGAAAUUCAACAUUGGAUUUGGUUACCCACGGAAGGAUACUUGUUCCACAUGUGACGACGUGAAGUUGCAGCAUGUGGAUGGUGACAUCGCCGAUGCCGAAAGCAAUGGUAGAGAUGUUGCUGGUCUGAACAGCAAAAAAACUGAACUACUCACGAACCACGAGCUGCACAAACGCAAGGCCAGCACAUUCUACGCAAGGAAAGCUGCAGCUAAGGAAAGGGCAAGAA
Messenger RNA from Hydra vulgaris (swiftwater hydra), 1714 nucleotides. RefSeq lists its product as uncharacterized. NCBI's taxonomy places the organism in Eukaryota, Metazoa, Cnidaria, Hydrozoa, Anthoathecata, Hydridae. The record is from RefSeq and is a predicted model, not a curated record.